This is a messenger RNA of Perca flavescens (yellow perch), 1943 nucleotides long. RefSeq names its product transmembrane protein 255A (gene tmem255a). The transcript has 10 exons. The record is from RefSeq and is a predicted model, not a curated record. NCBI's taxonomy places the organism in Eukaryota, Metazoa, Chordata, Actinopteri, Perciformes, Percidae. Bases 668 to 1699 code for a protein of 343 amino acids.
GCUCGAUGCUUGGCCUGAACACUGACCUGCGUCAGCUCCAACUUUUACUUUCUACCAAACCACAACAGGGAGCUCCAAGUCUGUGUAACACAGUAACGACACAUACAGAGCAGUAUAAUCGACAGAACAGAGACGAUAGUAUUAUGAGAAUAUCAAAUUAAUUAUCUGACGAGUCAACAUUUGUUGUUGUAAUGGAAAGUACAUGACGAACAUGGCGGUAUAACGGUCACGUAGCCUACUUCGGUAGAAACUGAUACUAUGUUAUAGCCUAUGAGUAGUAGCCUAUGGUUUGCUUUGAAACAAGUACAAGUAACGACUGUGUACUUUUUGAGUAGCCUAUGUGUGUGACAUGCGCACACACAGCCAGCAGCAGCAGCAGCAGCGGCGACCCACCACCGUCCCGACACCGACACACUGUGAGGACGGAGACCGGCGGACGUAUCAACAGCCGCGGGGAUGUAAAUGAGACGGACUCGGGGCUCGGCGGGGACGGAGGGCUGUUGUCAGAGAAUGCCACAGCAAGCGAGCACGCCGUCUGCGUUAGCUCACGAUUGUACACAGUUAGCUCUAAAAUAUAUAGCGAGUAACGUUGAGUCGUGACUAUUGUUUAAUUAUAAGCAAGAGGAUCGUCCGGGCGGACUGCGUUGAAACAGCGUCUCUAGCCAGCAUGCCUCCUGCUCAGAGCCUUCAAUCCAGCGGACUGACCCUGUCUGAAACAAGCAUGGGUUCCUUUAAGAGGAGGAAGAGGAAAUCCAUAAUAGUGACAGUGUUGCUGCUCAUCGUAUCUGUGCUCAUCCUCAUCUUUGGCCUGGCAGCGACUACCAGGACGCAGAACAUCACAGUGGGUGGCUACUACCCAGGAGUCAUUCUGGGCUUUGGCUCUUUUCUGGGAAUUAUUGGCGCUCAUUUGAUAGAGAACAAGAGGCAGAUGUUAGUGGCAUCUAUUGUCUUCAUCAGUUUCGGAGUGGUGGCUGCCUUCUGCUGUGCUAUUGUUGAUGGAGUGUUUGCUUCCAGGCACAUUGACCUCAGGCCUCUGUAUGCUGGCCGCUGUGAGUAUCACUCCAGUGGGACUGAACGUGAUGUGCCCUGUCAGACAUCAUCGCGCACAUGUAACCUGCGUGUGAAGGGCAACACCUGUUACUGCUGCGACCUCUAUAACUGCGGGAAAGAACAUCCUCUUAUGGGACUUCAGAAUAAAGAUGUUUUGAAAAAGUUUAGGAAAUCAUCCAUGAUUUGGAAGGCUAGCCGUGUAGAGGUGAUUGGAGGCUACCAUGAAUACACAGAUGUGAAGAGCUGCGAGGACGUGGUGCACCUCUAUCACCUGUUGUGGUCCGCUACAAUCCUCAACAUCGUGGCUCUCUUUCUGGGCAUCAUUACUGCUGCGGUGCUGGGAGGCUUCAAAGACAUGACUCCCUCGGCUGUCUCAGAGAGCACAUCUGAACCGGAGACCAUCACAGCUCCAGUCCCCUCACAGCCUCCUCCACCCACCACCACCCUCAACUCAUAUUACAACACUGCCCCCUGCCUGCCACCUUACACUGCCUACGACUUGCAGGGCUCCUACAUGUUCCCGGACUCCUCCGGCCUGUCGGAUGACUCCCAGUCUGGAGCCAGCCACCUGUGGCCCACCAUGAUCCCUCCACGCUACUCUCCUCCUCACAACCAUCCUGAUGAGAAGCCCCCGCCGUACAGCCCGUAAAAUGGCUUAGAGCAAAGAAGGCACCUGAAACGUUACCGGGUGCUGAUUGGGUGGUUUGAAUGCACAAUUCCUCUGGGCUUUUCCUCACUAUCUUUGAGAACUGUGUUGAAGGAAAGGUGGCGAGGAAGAGGAUGGCCGCGGGGCACACUCCCUUUGAGUUCAGCCCAACACAAGGAGUGUUUGUCUCCCUGGGCACCACUCACUCUCAUGCCUACAGCGUGUGUGUGUGUGUGUGUGUGUGCAU